Molecule: messenger RNA, 953 nt
Organism: Cuculus canorus (common cuckoo)
Lineage: Eukaryota; Metazoa; Chordata; Aves; Cuculiformes; Cuculidae
Gene: SNAPC2
Product: small nuclear RNA activating complex polypeptide 2
Exons: 6
Coding region: 18-953 (311 amino acids)
Biological process (GO): snRNA transcription
Cellular component (GO): nuclear body
Molecular function (GO): RNA polymerase II general transcription initiation factor activity
Source: RefSeq, a predicted model, not a curated record
UAAGCAGCGCCGCUACCAUGAAGCCGCCGAGGCGGCCGCGCGUGGCCCCGUCGCGGUUCGCGGAGGUCCCGGGAGACGCGGGGGACGCGGGACGGGCCUGGUCGGUGCGGGAGAAGCGGGCGCUGCUGGCGGGGCUGCGAGCACAGGCCGCCAUGGCGCUCCCCGAGCCGUUACCGGGGCUCCUGAGGGAGAGGCUGCCCCGGCGCAGCGAGGCCGAGAUCCGCGCCCUCCUGUGCCGCCUGCGCGGCCGCGCCGCCCGUGAAGCCGUGGGGACGCGGUUCCGUCUCUGCCUGGAGCGACAACGCCAGCGCCGGGCUGUGCCCCCCGCCCCCAUCGAGGUGUGGUUGGAGCUGGCGCAGACCCUGGCGGAGGCGUUGGAGGAACCGAUGACGGCCGCGCUGUCACAGGUCCUGACGGUGGCGGGUACGGAGCCUCUAAGCCUCCUCCGCUCUGUCCCCCCGCGUUCCCCAGCACCGACGGAUUUGGGGGGGCCCAAUCUGGACCCCCCCGAAACCCAAGACCCCCCCGAAACCCAAGACAGCCCCUCGGAUCCCCCCAGAACCCCUUCUGGGGAAUUAACCGUGGAUUUCCAAAGGGUGUAUGAGUUUUUGGGGUUACUCUGCUGCGGUAAGGGGGUGGCCGUGCCCCCCCCAGGAGAGUGUGCGGUGCUGUUGGCGCUUUUGGGGGGACUCCCCCCGGAACUGGGGGUGCUGGACCGGGAGGCACUGGGGGGGCACCUGCGGGGGGUGUACAGCGACCUCAGCACCCCUCAGCCCCCCCACCCCAAAAUGAACCCCCCAUGCCCUGAAAUGCCCCCCCCCUCUUAUGGUGACGUGCGCCCCUUUAGCCACGCCCCCUCGCUCGCCCCGGAAGUGCUCGGCCGGAAGUGCCCUCGGUGGCGGGCGGGGCUGGGCGGGCGCGCAAUGGCGGCGGCCGGGGGUCCCAGCCGGUAA